CCUAGAGAGAGGUAUCUAGCCAAGUUUUGGUGAGCAGACAAAAUGACCACUCGUUACCACCAAGCUGCUAGUGAUGGCUACCUUGACCUUCUCAAAGAGGCGACCAAGCGAGAUCUGAACCUGUGUGAUGAAGACGGUAUGACACCCACGCUCCUGGCUGCCUACCACGGGAACCUAGAAGCUCUGGAAGUUAUCUGCAGCAGAGGGGGUGAUGCUGACAGAUGUGACAUCUGGGGAAACACUCCUUUACAUUACGCAGCAUCCAACGGCCAUGCCCACUGUGUCUCGUUCCUGAUCAACUUCGGAGCCAACAUCUUUGCCCUAGACAAUGACCUGCAGUCUCCGCUGGAUGCCGCAGCCAGCAGGGAGCAGAAUGAAUGCGUUGCUCUCCUGGAUAAAGCUGCCACUGCCCAGAAUAUCAUGAACCCCAAGAAAGUCACCAGGUUGAAGGAGCAGGCCCAGAAGAAUGUCCAGAGGCAGAUCAAAGAGUGUGCAAGACUCCAAGAGAAACACCAAAAUAAGAUGACUCGCACUUACAGCAAGGAGGAUUCUGGGAUGCCCUCUUCCAAGGGCACCUUCUCCAGGUCAACCACGUCCCAUGCUUCUGUACCUGGUACGUUUGGAUCCCUGUCUAAGGGCAUUAAAGACACUUUCAAGUUAAAAUUCAAGAAGAGCAAAGAUACAGCAGAGCAGGUGGGAAAGGGAGAGAGAAGUGGGCAGAGGAAUGUGAUGGAAGUGUUCAGAGAGGAAGAAGAAGAUUCUGUCUCUGGUGACUUCAAAGAGAAACUCCACUUCUCAAUGGAAGAGGACAAUGAAGCUCAGCACGAGUCCAUUCUUAACCGUCCAGGUCUAGGCAAUAUCGUGUUUAAAAGAAGCAGUGUCUGGAGCCCUGAAGAUAUCGACGACAGCAAGAGAGAGCUGGGAUUUAAAAUGUCCAGUGAUUUGUUCCAAAGACACGGAGCCUCAGAGGCUGAUGAAGCUGAGGAGGAUGAUGAAGAGGGAGAGAAAAAUGGCCUGGGAGGUGACCUGCCCUGGGAUGAGGAAGAAGUUGAGUGGGAAGAAGAUGUGGUGAAUGCCACUCCCUUGGAAGUGUUCUUACAGUCUCAGCACCUGGAAGAAUUCCUUCCCAUUUUCAUGAGAGAACAGAUUGAUCUAGAAGCUCUGUUGCUCUGCUCUGACGAGGACCUUCAGAAUAUACGAAUGCAGUUAGGGCCCAGGAAGAAAGUUCUUAAUGCUAUCAAUAGAAGGAAGCAAACACUGCAAGAGCCUGGGCCUCUGAUUGAUACCAGCCUCUAAUGGAGACUUUUAGGGUCAAUGGUAUGAGCCUGCAGCAUGGACUUAAUACUGUGAAUCACCGGAAACACUCCAGGCAAUGCCCCCUUUCUUCCCAAUCAGAGAAAAUGGCCCACGCCAGGCACUGGUAGCACCUGCCUGUAAUCCCAGCUACUCAAGAGGCUGAGAUCUGAGGAUCAAGG
Messenger RNA from Dipodomys ordii (Ord's kangaroo rat), 1475 nucleotides. RefSeq names its product ankyrin repeat and sterile alpha motif domain containing 4B (gene Anks4b). Gene Ontology annotation, biological process: brush border assembly. Bases 43 to 1296 code for a protein of 417 amino acids. The record is from RefSeq and is a predicted model, not a curated record. Gene Ontology annotation, molecular function: protein binding. The transcript is spliced from 2 exons. NCBI's taxonomy places the organism in Eukaryota, Metazoa, Chordata, Mammalia, Rodentia, Heteromyidae.